AUGGCGCGCGACCGUUUGGCGGCGAUGAGAGCCCAGCAGGCCAGUGCCGCCGGAGGUUAUGGCGGCGCAAGCACUGGCCCUAGCAACAAUGGCUACGGCGAUCACAUGUACCCCACACAGCAAUCUACCGGCGUGCCGUACGGCGGCCAAUCCGCCGGCGACGCGUACGUCCCAUUCACCGGACAGGCCACUUCUACAGUCGCCGAGUCAUACAUGCCUCAGAGUGACGCAGUAGCCACGUACGAGACCCAGGUGCCUGCACUGGCGCCCGUGCAGCCCGAGGCGGUCACGUACGCCCCUGCAAGCGGCGCCGUUGCACCGCCCACAACCUCGGCCACAGGCUACUAUGGCACCGGCGCUGCGGGUGGCGCUGCGGGUGGCGCUGCGGGUGAUGCGUAUGGCACGGGUGCUGCUGGUAGUCAUGCAAUUGAUAUGCCAAGCAACGCGCAGCCCAAAUCCUUCUUUACCGAUAUCGGCGAAAUCCAGGACAUGAUCCGCCAAAUUGACCAGAAUGUGAACCGCAUCUCUGAGCUCCACUCGCGCUCCUUGAACAAUGUCGGGGAGAUUGCACAGCAGGAGGCCGAGGCACAGCUCACGAGCCUUGCAGGAGAGACGAGCAGCCUUACGAAUAGCGUAAAAAACAAGAUCAAGAACCUCGAAAAGGAAGCGCUCAAAAUCUCCCCCAAGGGACCCGCGCCCGACGGUGUCGACCGCAACGUGCGUCUCACACAGAUUGGCGCUGCCAAAAAUCGGUUCAAGGAGACCAUUUUGCGCUAUCAAGAAGUAGAGAAGGCAUACCGCGUCAAGUAUCGCCAGCGCACGGAGCGCCAGCUGCGCAUCGUAAAGCCAGACGCGACGCAGGACGAGAUCCAAGGCGCACUGGACAGCGGCGACACCGGCGGCCAGCAGAUCUUUGCGCAGGCAUUGAUGCAUUCGAACCGCCAGGGCGAGGCACGCGGCGCACUGCGCGAAGUACAAGAAAGGCACACUGAUAUCCGCCGUAUUGAGAUGACCAUUACUGAACUUGCUGCCCUGUUCCAGGAGAUGUCUAUUCUUGUUGAGCAGCAGGACGACCAGUUAAAUGUGAUUAAGGACCAUGCCGAUCAUACGGAGAAGGAAGUGCAGGCUGGCCGUCAGCAGACGGACAAGGCUGUGAUUUCGGCCAAAAAGGCGCGCAAAAGGCGCUGGAUCUGUUUCUGGAUCUUGGUCAUCCUCAUCUGUAUUAUCAUCGCAGCCGUUGUCGGUGGUGUUUGCGGCGGCGGUAACUGCGGUGGUAAGAAUUAA
Malassezia vespertilionis is the source of this 1284-nucleotide messenger RNA. RefSeq lists its product as uncharacterized. The transcript has a single exon. Gene Ontology annotation, cellular component: plasma membrane; endomembrane system; SNARE complex. Gene Ontology annotation, biological process: exocytosis; intracellular protein transport; vesicle fusion. NCBI's taxonomy places the organism in Eukaryota, Fungi, Basidiomycota, Malasseziomycetes, Malasseziales, Malasseziaceae. The record is from RefSeq and is a predicted model, not a curated record. The coding region runs from base 1 to 1284 and encodes 427 amino acids. Gene Ontology annotation, molecular function: SNAP receptor activity; SNARE binding.